Molecule: messenger RNA, 2025 nt
Organism: Populus euphratica (Euphrates poplar)
Lineage: Eukaryota; Viridiplantae; Streptophyta; Magnoliopsida; Malpighiales; Salicaceae
Product: cyclin-B2-4-like
Exons: 12
Coding region: 490-1803 (437 amino acids)
Biological process (GO): mitotic cell cycle phase transition
Molecular function (GO): cyclin-dependent protein serine/threonine kinase regulator activity
Source: RefSeq, a predicted model, not a curated record
AAGGGCACCUGGCAAGGUAACCGUUGUGCAGCGCACAAGAGAACGCGACCUUUCAAUCAGAGAAGAUCCGACGGCCAGAAUCUACUAGCCGUUGGUUUUAAAACUUGAGAGGAGGGCACAGACAUAAAUCCGAUAUUUGCGUCUCCAUAUCGCUUGUGCUUAGUCUAUUUAUAUUUUUUUCUCUCCUCUACUUCUUUCUCCUCCUCCUCCUCUUAAACCCAACAAACAAUUUCAGUACCAGAGCCAGAACUCGAACCAGAGAGAAGAAGAAGAGGAAGAGAGAGACAGAGAGAGAGAUCGUACUCCGUUAACGGGGUUCUUUUGAAUAGUAUCUCUCUAAGAUCAAGGCACGGGCGGGCGUUAAAGAAAGAAGGCUCUGAAGGGUUUUUUUUCUUUUAUCGAUAUCGAAGAAGCUUAAAAGAAUUCUUGAAUUUUGAAGAUAUUUAGCUCUUUUAAUUUUUGGAGGGUUUCCUUUAGAUAUAGACAACAAUGGCUGGAUCCGAUGAGAACAACCUGGGGGUGAUCGGACCCGGAAAUAUUCAAGAGGGUUUACGUGGCCGACUAGGGAAGUUUCCAGUGGCGACCGGAACUAAUCGCCGGGCGUUGAGCAACAUUAAUCGGAACAUCAUCGGAGGUCCACCGUAUCCCUGUGCUGUCAACAAAAGAGGGUUAUCAGAAAGAGAAGCUUUUUGUAAUAAGAACCCACCAAUUCCAGUGCAUCGACCUUUGACUAGGAAGUACGCGGCCCAGCUUGCUAACAAGCAGCAGCAACAACUUGAACCAGAGGAAAUCAAAAAACCAGUUCGCCCAGUCCCAAUUUCUAGUGAGCCAGAAGAUUGUAACAUCAUAGAUGUGGAGGACUACAAGACUAGUGAUGACUUUUCUGCUCCGACUUUUGUGCAACAUACGGAGGCAAUGCUGGAGGAGAUCGACAGGAUGGAUGAAGUUGAAAUGGAAGAUGUCGAAGAAGAGCCGGUGUUGGACAUAGACGGCUGUGACAAGAGGGAUCCACUUGCUGUAGUGGAAUACAUUGAUGAUUUAUACAAUUUCUACAAGAAAGCAGAGAGAUCUGGCUGUGUCCCACCAAACUACAUGGCACAGCAAUUUGACAUUAAUGACAGAAUGAGAGGCAUUCUCAUUGAUUGGUUGAUUGAGGUGCACUACAAGUUUGAAUUGAUGGAGGAGACCUUAUACCUUACUGUCAAUCUAAUUGAUAGAUUUCUAGCAGUUCAUCCAGUCGUGAGAAAGAAACUCCAGCUCGUUGGAGUGACAGCCAUGCUGCUUGCAUGCAAAUAUGAAGAAGUAUCAGUUCCAGUUGUGGAGGAUCUCAUUCUGAUUUCUGACAAAGCAUACAGCAGAAAGGAAGUGCUUGACAUGGAGAAGAACAUGGUCAACGCUUUACAGUUUAAUCUCUCUGUUCCCACUCCUUAUGUUUUUAUGAGGAGAUUCCUAAAAGCUUCACAAUGUGACAGGAAGCAGCUUGAAUUGCUUGCGUUCUUCAUAAUCGAGCUUUGCCUCGUGGAAUACAACAUGCUCAAGUUUCCACCUUCAUUGUUAGCUGCUGCUGCAAUAUACACCGCUCAAUGCACCCUUAGUGGAACAAAGCAAUGGAGCAAGAUAAAUGAGUGGUAUACUGGCUACUCAGAACAGCAGCUUACGGAAUGCUCAAGGCUUAUGGUUAAUUUUCAUAGGAUUGCUGGUACAGGGAAGCUAACAGGUGUACACCGGAAGUAUAGUACCUCAAAACUUGGUUACGCAGCAAAGAACGAACCCGCGGACUUCUUACUGGAUCCUCCAUUCUAGCAGGACUGAUAAAGCAAAAGAUGAAUUGACAUGAAAAGACUUAACCUUAUUCAAGUAAAUUUCGGGGUUGGGGUUAUAGUGCAACUUAAGUUGCCCCCCCACUUCUUGAACAUAGAGAAACUUUGGUAUUCUUUCUUUGAUGCUAAUUGAACACAGCAGGGAGGAUGUUGUCACUUGUCUCCAAGAACAAAAUAAUGUUUUUAAGGCUUGGUUUUCUAUGUA